AUGUGUCGCUGGAUCUUUUACUACGGGGAGGAGGUUUGCCUCGGCAAGCUCCUCUACGGCGCGACCCACGGACUGGCGAACAUGUCUGAAGGGGCCGGGUACACCCCGGGCUGCGAGCGCAACCACAGGCGUAACCAUCCGGUCAACGUGCACGGGUGCGGGGUGGGUUGGUACGCCUGCGAUCGCUGCGGGCUGGUAGAUGGUAACGGUCUGGACGCGUACUGCCGCCCGUCGGUGUACACCACCGUCGCCGCGCCGUCUCACGACCGCAACCUCCGCUCGCUCUCCAAGAACAUCAGCUCUUCGCUCCUGUUCGGGCACGUCCGCGCGGCGGGUCCCGGCGCGAGCGUCCACCAGUACAACUGCCACCCGUUCUACUACGGAAGGUACAUGUUCAUGCACAACGGAGACAUCACAGACUUCAAGAAGAUCAGGCGCGGGCUUCUCGCGCUCCUCAGGGACGACCUGUUUGAGCACAUGAGCGGGACCACGGACUCGGAACUUCUCUUCCACCUCAUCCUGAACGAGUUCCCCGACCAUCACACGCUGUUGGACCCGGCGAGGAUCCAGGAGGCGGUGCUCUCGGCGAUGGCGCACGUCAUCAGGGCCAACAACGGCGCACCAUCCUCGAUCAACAUCGCCAUCACCGACGGAGAGACGGUAAUCGCCACGCGGUACCGGAACAGCGACCACGAGGAGCCGCCCAGUUUGUACUUUCAUCUCGGGCCCAUGCCCGGAGAGAGGACGUGGGACCUCGACGCCCUCGGCGGGUUCGACGCGAUGGAGAGUAACCCGAGGCUGGCGGAUAACGUCGCGGAGCCGCACGUGCCCGGGGGGAAGGUCAUCGGCGGGAAGGAUAAGUUCAUCGCCACGCAGGCGCUGCUGGUGUCGUCGGAGCCGCUCAGCGGGAGGCAGGGCCUCGACAGGUGGGAGCUGCUGCCGGCCAACUGCAUGAUCACCGCCGCGCCCACCAGGCCGACGGUUGGGAGGUGCACGCGCGCCGCCCUCGUCGCUAAGCUCCGCGAACAGGCGGCCGGGGGUGCGAACCGCCACAACCUGGCGCCGGCGUCGGCGCCCGUGCUCGAGGUUGAGAUUCGUUGCAUGCGGGACCUGUGCCGGCAAGCGCUGGGAGACAAAUGCGCGCAGGGGAGCGGGCCCGUCGCGGACGUGCCAACGCCCGUCGCUCCCACGAAUGCGGUCGGUCGAUCAUCCUCCGCGCGGGGGUACUCGCUGGACGGGGGCGGCGGCUUGCCGAUCAGCCCGAUUCCACCGCACGUGAAACUCUCCCACGGGUAUCCCCCCCACAGGUCCAACUCCGUCGAGUCCAACAUGACCCACGCGGACGCGAUCGCGAUGGAGGAACGCGGCGCCGUCCACCACGAACGCACGAGCAGCGGCGGCGCCCUGGACUCCUCCGUGACGCACUCGGGGAACCCCAUCGUCGGGUUCCAGCCCGUCGCGCCGGUUGGGUCGUCGAGGCCCGCGGGGGCUCUGGGCACGACUGCGGAGAGCCAGGCGGUGAGCGGCCUCGCCGGGCUACGCGUGACGGACGGGGGCGGGUCGUCGGGGGGCGCGUUAGAGACCAUAGACCAGUCGCCGCAGACCGCGGGGAGCGGGGACGGGUUCGACGAGGCGUGGAGGGCGGAGGCGAGGCGGGAGGCUGAGAUGUUCAUAGGGUCAGACUCCUCGUCGUCAGAGCCCAUCGCCAUCAACGGCGGCGGCGGGGGAAUGAGCAGGACCAAGAGCAUCGGGUCGCGCCUGGCGUCGACGAGUCUGGUGGAACGAACCGGGAACUGGAGGAGCUACAACCCCGUGGUGGGCGCGCAGUGA
Micromonas commoda is the source of this 1830-nucleotide messenger RNA. RefSeq lists its product with no specific name. NCBI's taxonomy places the organism in Eukaryota, Viridiplantae, Chlorophyta, Mamiellophyceae, Mamiellales, Mamiellaceae. The record is from RefSeq and is a predicted model, not a curated record. The coding region runs from base 1 to 1830 and encodes 609 amino acids. The transcript has a single exon.